GAUUUCAGUGACAACGCAAUUUCUUCCAUUGGCAAACAGGUGUGGAGGGCCUAUCCUUGGACUGAAUACUUGAUUCUCAAGAACAAUCACUUGAGCAGACUGAACAAUAAAUCUCUGGAUGGCUUGCUUUCACUCACACACCUGGAUGUCUCGUGUAAUCAAAUCCAGACCAUAGAGAGAAACGCAUUUGAACCUGUUCCGUUUCUGCAAUUUAUCAAUCUCAGUGGCAACCUUAUUGAGCAGAUAAUGCAGGGGGCAUUUCAGGCUUGGCACGGGAUGCAGUUUCUAUUCAAGUUGGUUCUCAACCAUAAUCCACUGAGGGUCAUUGAGGAUUCCAGUUUCUACAAAUUGCCCUCACUGAAAUUCCUGGACCUUGGUUCUACAGAAAUAACCCCAGAUAUACUAGAGAAUUUGCUCAAAAUCUCCUUGAAGUUGAAAACUCUUAUCUUGCCUAGGAAGAUGUCUUGCUGCCUUUGCAGAAUUCAGGAUGACAUUGAAGUCUUGUGUAAGACCGUCAAGUUGGAUUGCAUCAACAAGUGUGCCUCAAACAUCACUCAGUGUGAGAAAGAGGAGCUUUUGGGAAGUAUGCAAGAUGAAGUAAUGAAAGUACUAGAAACAAGGAAACUGAAUGCCAGCAGCAUACUGAGUAUUGUGCCUGAAAAACUUUUACACCAUAAUGUUACUCUGUCACUCUUGGUGACCCAUGGACACUCUCACUUAGGUAUCCGUUUUCAUAAACACAACCCAAGUCUUUUCAAAUCAGCCAGUCAGUUAAGUAAACUGAUACCUGAUGAAUACGUGGACGUGAAGUGGAAUGAUAAAAAUGAGCUGGAGAAGCUGUACAAGUUAGCCAAUCUGCUACAGGUGGCUCUCAAGGCAAAACUAGCAGAAAAUGAAGAGGAGACUCAAGAGACAGAGGUCCAAAAGGAAUUGCCUAUUGAAGUUUCAGAAGAUUCUGGUGACAUCAUCCUGAGGACUAAAAGCCAUCUGAAAAGGGUGAAGAGAAAUCUUUGGCUUGGGAAAAAUCCAAGGGGAAAAGAGUCAUUUCUUAGGUUGCGCAGAAAAAGGCAAGAAUUUGCAAAAUCCACCAGACAACUUGCAGGAGAGCAAGGGAAACUAGCCUCAGGUAUCAUGGCUGAAAGAUGGAGGAAGCUAGCAAGGGGACUAAAUCCUCAGAGGGUUGCUUCGCUUAGCAGGCUUCAUCGAGCAGCACUUCAUUCCCUACAUAAGCGCUCUAUUUUCCAUCUUCCAACAAAGCUGCCUCCCUUGACUGCUUCUAUUGUAGUAGACGAGAGUGCUGAGGACCUGGCUGGUAAAGUGGUCAUUAUUCUGAAAGCUGCCAACAGAUCAUCAAAGCCCAGCCACGUAAAGGACAUUCUGAUCAGUGAGGAGGAGAAAGAGGCAGAUACUCAGAAUGGACAAGACGCAGAGAAAGGUCUUGAGCCUCAGGUAUCAAGUAAGGAAAACCUGCUCAAUCACUUAAUAAUUGGAGGGGGCAAAUCCAGAAUCCCUACUGAUGACUCAGAAACUUUGAAUGAACUCUCACCUGAUAUAACAUUGUCCCAUGAGACACAUUGGGAGCAUCAUGAACAGACCACCUCUGCUCCCCCUUCACUUGAUUUUUUGCCAGCCACUGAUGACUAUUUGCUUCAGGGCGAUCUCUUUGAAGCUGAGUUGAACAGACGGUUGGCAUCCCUCAUCCCAAAUGAGCCUGUCAGGAACCUCAUCUCCCACGUAAUCCGUAUCCUGAAAAUGGACUGCACAGAACCCACUAUCCAGAUGGCUUGUGCUAAACUCAUCUCUAGGACAGGCCUUCUCAUGAAACUCUUCAGUGAGAGAGAAAACAUCCAGGAGGCAUCUGCUCUAUGGAAGUCCUAUUUCUGGCCUGCUACAAAUGAAGCCAACAUGACUACGCCAAGCUCCAGGAAAAUGCAGAAACCUUCUGAUGAGAUAGCAAGGCAGGGGAUUCCACAAUAUGGGUAUGGCAACAAGUUGCUGUUGGCUAUUUCGGUGACAGCAGUGAUAAUGGUUAUUAUUGCAGUAAUUUGUCUGAUUGAGAUCUGUUCUCAACGAUCUGCAAAAGGAAGGGAAGGAACCCCUCAGGAAAGACGGACUUUUCUGGGUAGAAAGAAGAAAGGUACACCAGAAAAACAGACUUCAGCAUCUUCAUUUGAUAAGCCUCUUUGGCUCAAAGACAUGUAUCAGCCUCUGGAUGAAAUACGGAAAAAAGACAUGAUUGAUAAAUUACAUGAUGAAGAAUCCUCAGAAGAGGAAGACAUAUUCAAUUGGGCCAGUGCAAGGCCCCCAGAAGUCCCUGAGCCUCUUCCUGUGGAAACACUGUAA
Candoia aspera is the source of this 2343-nucleotide messenger RNA. Its product is annotated as leucine-rich repeat-containing protein 37A2-like. The record is from RefSeq and is a predicted model, not a curated record. The transcript is spliced from 13 exons. Lineage: Eukaryota; Metazoa; Chordata; Lepidosauria; Squamata; Candoiidae. The coding region runs from base 247 to 2343 and encodes 698 amino acids.